Messenger RNA from Procambarus clarkii (red swamp crayfish), 360 nucleotides. Lineage: Eukaryota; Metazoa; Arthropoda; Malacostraca; Decapoda; Cambaridae. The record is from RefSeq and is a predicted model, not a curated record.
AUGGGGGCCGGAGUCUCCCGUAGCAACAACAUGGGGGCCGGAGUCUCCCGUAGCAACAACAUGGGGGCCGGAGUCUCCCGUAGCAACAACAUGGGGGCCGGAGUCUCCCGUAGCAACAACAUGGGGGCCGGAGUCUCCCGUAGCAACAACAUGGGGGCCGGAGUCUCCCGUAGCAACAACAUGGGGGCCGGAGUCUCCCGUAGCAACAACAUGGGGGCCGGAGUCUCCCGUAGCAACAACAUGGGGGCCGGAGUCUCCCGUAGCAACAACAUGGGGGCCGGAGUCUCCCAUAGCAACAACAUGGGAGAAAUAGCGUCCCAGGUUGACAGAUUUUUACGAAAAUCGAAAACUAAACAGUGA